Molecule: messenger RNA, 2903 nt
Organism: Procambarus clarkii (red swamp crayfish)
Lineage: Eukaryota; Metazoa; Arthropoda; Malacostraca; Decapoda; Cambaridae
Product: fizzy and cell division cycle 20 related
Biological process (GO): anaphase-promoting complex-dependent catabolic process; positive regulation of ubiquitin protein ligase activity; positive regulation of anaphase-promoting complex-dependent catabolic process
Cellular component (GO): anaphase-promoting complex
Molecular function (GO): protein binding; ubiquitin ligase activator activity; anaphase-promoting complex binding
Source: RefSeq, a predicted model, not a curated record
ACGCCAAAUACGACUAAUAAUAAAAAUAUAGACGCUAUAAAACAAGCAAAACGCUACACUUAUUUUGAUAUUAAUUCCUUGAAAAUUGCACUGAAAUUCCCAGAGGAGUACUGAUCGCGACGAGGUGAAGGGAAUCGGACAAGUGGACUCGAAAAUCAAAACAGACGCCAUAUUGCCUCUCUUGUUUACCUCAUCCGUUAGCAUCUCUGGGGAGGAUUUUCCCGUGUUAUAUUUAAUUCUGGAAUGCCUUUGUGUUUAGCAUAAGAUUGAUAUUUUCCUAGACAUGGAUCGUGAAUAUGAGAGACGUUUAUUGCGCCAACAAAAUGGCCCGGUUAAUUCACCUGCAUCUCCUUUAUCGCCCCGUCGUCAGUUAACUCAUAUAUCUGUCCAGUCGCCAAGUAAAGACCGCACAGGUGAUAGAUUUAUUCCCACUCGCGCUGGUGCCAAUUGGGAUGUUAAUUUUGCUCUUAUUCAAGAAAACAACAAAGUAAAUAAUGAAGUGCGUAAAGGUCGUGAAGGGGGAGAAGGCAAAGAUGGGGUUGCGUACACCACACUUCUUCGUAAUGAACUCCUUGGUACAAACAUUGAGGAUCUAAGAGACACCCCAGACGAAAGACGAGCUCUCUCGCCUGUUCAGAAUCCUAACCUUUAUCAUUUUUCACCACGCAAAAAUCAUCAAAGAGAGGAUACUUUGUCGCCAUAUUCCUUGUCUCCUGUAAGUGCCAAGAGCCAAAAGUUGUUGCGAUCUCCAAGAAAAGCUGCACGGAAGAUAUCCAAAAUUCCCUUUAAGGUUUUAGAUGCACCAGAGCUCCAAGAUGACUUUUAUCUCAACUUGGUUGACUGGAGUUCCCAGAAUGUUUUAUCUGUGGGCCUUGGGCACUGUGUUUAUCUGUGGUCAGCAUAUACGUCACAAGUUACCCGACUGUGUGAUCUUUCCUUGGAUGGUGACUCAGUAACGUCAGUCUCGUGGUCUGAAAGAGGUAAUCAAGUUGCAGUUGGAACUCACAAGGGUCUUGUGCAAGUUUGGGAUGUUGCAAGCAGUAAAAGAGUGUGUAUUUUAAAUGGACAUACUGCACGUGUAGGGGCUUUAGCUUGGAACGGUGACGUUCUCUCAUCUGGAUCAAGAGAUAGAUUAAUUUUACAAAGAGAUGUAAGGACUCCAUGCAUCAUCCCAGAUAGACGGUUGGCAGGGCAUAGACAAGAGGUGUGUGGUUUAAAAUGGUCUCCAGAUAGUCAGUAUUUGGCAUCUGGUGGUAAUGACAAUAAGCUCUUUGUGUGGAAUCUGCACUCACUGACGGCCGUCCAGACGUACACAGAACACAAUGCUGCAGUUAAAGCUAUUGCCUGGUCACCACAUCAUCAUGGGUUACUUGCCAGUGGAGGAGGGACAGCCGAUCGCUGCAUACGUUUUUGGAAUACAUUAACUGGACAGCCAAUGCAGUGUGUGGACACUGGUUCACAAGUUUGUAACUUGGCAUGGUCCAAACAUGCUUCAGAACUGGUCUCUACCCAUGGUUAUAGCCAGAACCAGAUUUUAGUUUGGCGGUACCCAUCACUAGCACAAGUGGCCAAGCUGACUGGCCAUACUUAUCGUGUCCUAUACUUGGCAAUGUCACCUGAUGGGGAGGCUAUUGUUACUGGUGCUGGAGACGAAACUUUGCGGUUUUGGAAUGUUUUUAGUAAAGCUCGAUCUCAAAAGGAGUCCAAAUCGGUAUUGAAUCUUUUCACUUCUUUGCGAUAACUAAGCCAAAAGAGAGUACGCAUUUUCUCGUGUGGUUUGUAAAUAGUGGGUUAAAAAGGUGGUGUGCAUUUGUAUGGUCAGUCAACAUUUUUAUAUAUAUGUAUAUUUAUCAAGUGUAGUAUAAUGUAUAUACUUUAAGUACAUUGUAAAUCUUUCUGAUUUGCGUGUCUUGACAAGGUGAUGUUAUUUUCGUACGUAAAUGCAUCUUGUUCUUCACUUAGAAGUAUGCUUAUUUUUUCUAAAUUAUUUAUCUCAUUUGUUAUAUUUUUUCAUGUUCCUCUCUUCUCUCUCUCCCUUCAGUAAGUUUUCACUGGUUGGGUUUUUUGGUUUGACUGUGCAGUAUCACUUGUUUGCUGGUAGUUAGGCUUGUUAUGUUGUUAACAAAAAACAAAUAUAUACAUAUAUAUAAAUAUAUGCUCAUUAUUUCCCAUGACAGUCACUAAAAUUCUAUUUUUCAUAAUGUAUAACCGGUGACCAUCUGAGAAUUUUGAGAUCUCGAGAAGCACCUGGUCUACUAACCUGUCGUCUGCCUGUUCAACACACUUGUAUCGUAUGGCAGUGUAUUCUGAAAUUGAUGUAUUAUCUUAUUUAGAGUUUGGGUUUUGGAGUACACAGUAAUGCAGUGAUGGAGAGUUUGGUCAGGAUAAUGAUAGGCAGUCGUCAUGUGAGCAUUUUUCUCAGUUUGGAAUCAGUAUACUACAGGAUUGUAUAACUCUAAAUAUAAAUACAUCUUCACAUGUUCCACUUGGAAAUUAUGUAAUUCAUUGUUUGAUUUGAGAGGUUCUGCUGUAUCUACUUAAUGAAUUAGGCAAACUCCUACUCAGUACAUGUAUGUGAAUAAUGUUUCCCGUUGUAUACCAAUACUAAGUUAUGUCAAUGUUCCCAUUAACUUAGUCGUGAGACUUCCAUUGUGAAUGGUUCAACCAAGUUUGGUACCUGUUAUGUCAACAUGUAUGGCAUUCUAACAUAUAGCGUAUCUUCUAUUCACCUCAGAAGGAAGAACGGUUAGCUUACAAAAAGUUAUCAUUCUCUUUUGUAUUACCUUAUAGGCCUUGUUAAGGCUUUAUUCAAAUUUUGUAUAUUAUUUAAAUCUUUAAACAAUUGUACUAUUUCUGUGUAUCAGCGAGAAAUACUUGAAUAUAUAAUAUAUUUGAAAGGAAGA